AUGCUCCGGCUGGUCGCCGUAUCUCCGGCGGCGUCCCUCCCUCUCUUCCCCACCGAUCAUCCUCGCCGCCGCUUUCCUGCGAUCCCAAGCUCGCCGUGCCUCGCCCUUCCUCCUCUUCCCCUCGUCCGUGCUCUAGACGGUGGCUCCUCCCCCUGUAGACCUUCGGCUUUCGCCGCCCUCUCCUCGCGCAGGGGAUCUGUGAAUUGUGAGCUGCUUCCUUCGUCGCCGCUUCAGCUUAUCGCGCCCUACGUGGAGGCCGAGUGGGAGCUCAUACUCAAAGGAUGGCUCUGCAGCGCCGUCUCCGUCUACUGCCUUGCCAGGUUCGUCCCCAAGAUGGGGCAGCUAUCUUCCGUUAUGGGCCGGUACGGCCCCGAGCGGCUGUUGGUGGAGGUCAUGAAGCUGGCGAGCUUGGGUGUGAUCCGCUCUGUUGCGUGCUACCUCCAGCAGGCGUACCUCUGGGAGGCAGCCUUGAGGGCGGUGUGCAAGAUCAGGGUGGACGUGUUCGGCAAGUUGGUGCACAGAGACCUCGGCUUCUUCGAAGGGAGGGGAGGGAUUCCCACUGGGGAAGUGGCGCACCGGAUCACAGCCGAAGCCAAGGACGUCGCGGAUACUGUCUUUGCCCUUUUGAACGUUAGAACUUGCUCCUGAAUAAUACGGUUUGCGGAAGAUAUUCAUCCGUCAAUCCCAUUUCUUCUAAUCAUAUUGGCUACCGAGUCUGCAGAGACUUGCAUAUCGGAGAUCAUCUGUAAAAAAUGAUCUUCUUAUUCUUGUCACCUGUUGUGCUUCCAGAUAGAAUCGUUUGGACCUGCUUCUCUAAUCGAGAUCUUGUUUUUUAUGCAGACAAGUUUGCCAAAUGCUCUGCAGCUUAUGGCGAUGGCAACUCAGAUGGUCGUCAUCAGUCCAGUUCUUUCAUUUAUAUCGGCCUUGGUAAAUGGAGACAUCGAUAAUUGGUCCUUCUAAUAGAUGCUUUAUAUCAUACCGUCGUGUUCCAAUAACAAAUUGAACAUUGAAACUAGGUCAUACCAUUAAUGUCUCUUGUCGUUGCUCAUCUUGGCGAAAGGCUCCGGAAGAUAUCUCAGGAGGCGCAGUCUAGUGCUGCGAGGCUCUCUGCCUACCUAAACGAGGUUUUCCAUGGUUUCAUUUUGCCUACCCCCCAAAUCAUGUUCCACAUUUGACUGAACGAAUAAAUUUCAUUCACCCUCCAGGUUCUUCAGUCGAUGCUUGUUGUCAAAGCUAAUAAUGCAGAGUUGAGUGAAACCUCACGGUUUCAGAAGUUUGCUUAUGAUGAUCUAACGAAGCUUUUGAAGAAGAGGCGAGCCAAGGUUUUUGUUCCAGAGAUUGUGAAGGUUAUCCACAUUGGAGGAACGCUGCUUCUCUGUGCUGCAGCUGUGCUGGCUUCAAGGGGGCUUUUUGAUUCUUCUUACAUGGUGUCGUUCAUAAUAUCAGUGGCUCUGUUAGUCGACCCUAUUGAGGUACAUCAAUUUAAGUCGAGCAUGCAGUUCAUUCGGUGACUCAUCUGGCAUGAUAAACCAUCUUAGUGAUGGAAAGUUGUCUCAGAAUGUUGCAAUUGACAUUUCAUCGCAGUCUAAAGACCUAUGCUGGAAUAUUUCCGACCACAAUGGAUUUGACUUAAGAUUUGCAUACUGUUGAUGAAGACAUGGCUACCUGCAACUCCCAGUUUAUCUAGAGAAUUCACGCAAUAUACAUCAUGCAUUCGAAAUAUUUCUACUUCACAGCAUCCUAUCUUUUUAUAAUUGUUAAACUCUUCAUCAGUUGGUAGCCCUCACUGCGUCCCAAUUUCUGCAGCCAUUUAAAUUUGACAAAGUUGUAAUCAUUUACAGGGUAUGGGAAAGGCAUUCAACGAGUUGAAACAAGGAGAGCCAGCCAUAGAACGGCUAUUUAAUUUGACAAAUUUCAGGCCUCAGGUACCAUCCUAAACAAAAUCUUGUUUAAUAUUUUUGAAGAUCGGCCAUAAAUUUGAACUUUUGAGUACCAAAUUGACAGCAUUUUUCGUCGUCAAGGUGAUGAUUAAUCUACCAUGUUGGGUUCGCCUGUUCAGAUUGUGAUAUGUGCAUUAUAACUUCAUUGUCUAUGAAUAAUGAUACAUGGCCAUAUCAUCCAUAUCAGGAACGAAAAUAGUGUAUCUCAAGCUUGAUCCUUUUCAUCAUUCGUCCUUAUUUUUUCCUUUGUUUUUUAAGCUUGUCGAUUGAACGCUGUGUGCUCGGAAGUGAUUUCAUCUGAUUGAUCUGCAUGAUCUCAGUUCUCAGGGAUUCGAUUGGGCACAAUAUUUGCAUUGAGAACUUAAAAUCUAUUCAUUCUUGCUUGGAAGGUGAUUGAGAAGCCCAAUGCAGUGGACAGAGACUCCGUUGCGGGGGAUAUAAAGUUUUGUGAUGUUACUUUCAGAUACGAGGAAACCACGCGCCCUGUUCUUGAUAGAUUGAAUCUACAUAUCAGACCAGGGGAGACCGUCGCCUUUGUUGGGCCAUCUGGAGGGGGGAAAACCACGCUUACGAAGUUGCUGCUUCGGCUGUAUGACCCUCAAUCAGGUGACCAUCUUUGGCCAAAUAUUCUCUUCAGAAUACAAACCUAAAGGCUUCUAAUCGCUUGUGAUCAUUUUACUUUUUUUCAAUUAUUUUUCGUAAACAUGAUUCCAUUGACUCUUCAACAGGUCAAAUUCUCCUGGACGAUGAAGACAUAAAGGGCAUCCGAUUGAGAAGUCUCAGGGGACACAUCGGCUUGGUUUCACAGGAUGUAGUGAGUGUUCACUCAACUCUAUGUUCUUUACUCGAACCUUGGUAAUGCUUCUGAAAAGAGUUGACUUUUUUCAUGGGUCAAAUAGGGGCAAUGAAUCUGGUUUAUUUUCAUUAACGACAUAAAGUAAAUUAUUAUGCUGCUGUUCAGGCGUUAUUUUCAGGCACCGUUGCAGAAAAUAUUGGUUACAAGGACUUGAUGGGAGAAAUCAACAUGGAGCUCGUCGAGAAGGCUGCGAGAACUGCCAACGCUGUUGAAUUCAUCCGGAACCUUCCUGAUGGCUACGACACCGAUCUCGGUCAGAAGGGCUCUGUUCUGAGCGGAGGACAAAGGCAGAGGUCUGAUGAAUCCCCUUCAUCUGAAAUUUCGUACCACAUUUUAUAAUACCUUCUCUUUCUCUUUCUCUCUCUCUCUCCCACUCUCUCUCUCUCUCUCUCUCUCUCUCCCCCCGAACACACAGGCUAGCCAUUGCAAGGGCGCUGUACCAGGAGUCCUCCAUUCUAAUCCUGGACGAAGCAACCUCGGCAUUAGACAGCAGAUCUGAGGGGCUGGUGAGGCAGUCCUUGGAAUCCUUGACUGCGAACCACACUGUAAGUCAACCUCCUGAUACCCACCAGAAAAUCAAAUAAUUCUUAUCUUGAUAGCUUGUUAGAAACUAUGGUAAAUCUCAUCAAACAUAGGUAUUCUCAUGAACCAUGUAUUAUUAAACACUGAUGAUAUAAUUCGUAGAAAACUAUGGUGAAUAUCUUAAACAUUGGGAAUUAUCGAUAAUUUGAAUGAAUGAUUAGGUUCUGGUAAUUGCUCACCGAGUGGAGACGGUUCUGAUGGCGGACCGGAUCUUCCUGUUGGAUGGGGGGCAGCUGGAAGAGGUCAGUCGGUCGGCUUUCCUAUCUCGGGAUGGUAAACCGGCGCCGCCAAUGGCAAAUGGCCUCAUUGUCUGA
This is a messenger RNA of Spirodela intermedia, 3692 nucleotides long. Lineage: Eukaryota; Viridiplantae; Streptophyta; Magnoliopsida; Alismatales; Araceae. The record is from the annotation of a GenBank genome assembly.